This is a messenger RNA of Momordica charantia (bitter melon), 2344 nucleotides long. RefSeq names its product cellulose synthase-like protein H1. The record is from RefSeq and is a predicted model, not a curated record. Gene Ontology annotation, cellular component: membrane. Gene Ontology annotation, biological process: cellulose biosynthetic process. Lineage: Eukaryota; Viridiplantae; Streptophyta; Magnoliopsida; Cucurbitales; Cucurbitaceae. Gene Ontology annotation, molecular function: cellulose synthase (UDP-forming) activity.
GCCACCACUCAAAAACUCAGCUUUUAAAUAUCGACACCCAUCACUAGAAUCCAUACAUAUCAAUACAAAAGCUUCUUCUCCUCAAUUCUCUCUAUUUCCCAAAUGGCCAAAUCUGACCCACUGUAUGAAAAAGCAGCCAUUAGAAGGCAUGCCCAAAGAGCAUUGGAUCUUACCAUCUUCUUCCUCUUGCUUUCUCUUGUGGGUUAUCGCCUCCUGUUUCUCUGGAGCCAUGGCUUCUCCUAUCUCCAAACCAUCGCCUUUCUCUGCGAGUCAUGGUUCUUCUUCGUCUGGCUUCUCGCCAUCAUCACCAAGUGGAAUCCCGUGGACUACAAAACUUACCCUCAUCGCCUCCUCAAACGUGAGGUGGAGCUUCCGGCAGUGGACAUAUUUGUGACGACGGCGGAUCCGGUGCUGGAACCGCCGAUAAUAACGGUGAAUACGGUGCUGUCUUUGAUGGCGAUGGAUUAUCCGGCGAAUAAGCUGGCUUGCUAUGUUUCCGACGACGGGUGUUCUCCGGUGACGUUCUAUUGUCUGAGAGAAGCACUAAAAUUUGCGAAGAUUUGGGUUCUGUUUUGCAAAAGGUAUGAGGUUGAAGUUCGUGCUCCGUUCAGAUACUUCUUGAAUGGCUUAAAACUGCCCCAUCAUCUGGAAAAGCCAGCAGAAUUCAAAAAAGAGUGGAAAAUGAUGAAGGAGGAAUAUGAGCUGUUGGAAGGCAAAAUCGAGGAAGCAGAAGAAACCAUAAAUGGUUCACGUGAGUUUGGAGAGGAAUUGGCUGAUUUCUUCAAUAUUGACACCAAAAAUCAUCCCACCAUAAUAAAGAUACUAUGGGAGAAUAAAAAAAGUGCUUCAGCUACACAUUUCAUUUAUCUAUCCAGAGAGAAGAGCCUAAAACCUCAUCACUACAAAGCGGGUGCUAUGAACGUUCUGACAAGAGUGUCGGGAUUAUUAACAAAUGCUCCAUACCUGCUCAACGUGGAUUGUGACAUGUUUGCUAAUAAUCCUCGAGUGGUUAAGCAUGCAAUGUGCGUAUUCUUCAACUCGGAAGUUGACUUUAAAGAGAUAGGAUUUGUGCAAUCUCCCCAAUGUUUUUACGAUGGAAUGAAAGAUGACAUUUAUGGAAAUCAACUUGUGGUCAUAUACGAGUACGUCGCACGUGGGAUCACGGGACUUCAAGGACCUUUGUACAGUGGUACUGGCUGUUUCCACAGACGAAAAAUUAUAUAUGGCCAAUCACCUCACCACAGUACAAAUAUUAUCAAUGAAAAAACUUCUGAGAAAGAAUUGCUCAAGUCGUUUGGAUAUUCACAAGCUUUCAUUGUGUCAGCAACUUGUGCUUUCAAUGAAAAUGCGCACCUCAAAUCCCUUUUGGACAAUGUUGAAGCAGCAAAUCAGGUGGCUCGAUGUGGCUACGAGAAUGGGACUUGUUGGGGUUCCAAGGUAGGGUGGAUCUAUGGAUCUACCACGGAGGACAUCCAAACAGGAUUGAUGAUUCAAAAAAAAGGGUGGAGAUCUAUUUACAUUGCCUUAGAUCCACCAGCCUUCUUAGGUUGUGCACCAUCACAACUUCCUAAUUCCCUCACACAACAAAAGCGAUGGGCCACAGGAUUGCUUGAAAUUUUAUUCAGUAAAAACUGCCCUGUUUUUGCCACUUUGUUUGGAAAGCUCCAAUUCAAGCAGUGUGCAGCUUAUCUUUGGCUCCUUACUUGGGGCCUUCGUUCCAUUCCAGAGCUUUGCUAUGCGGCGCUGCCAGCCUAUUGUCUCAUCACAAACUCUCAUUUCCUCCCUAAUGUGCAAGAGCCAACAAUCUACAUCCCAAUUUCCCUCUUCAUCGUUUACAACUUCCAACAAUUGCUGCAAUACUACGAAACAGGUCAAUCAAUAAGAGCGUGGUGGAACAAYCAGAGAAUGGGAAGGAUAAACACAAUGUGUGCAUGGUUUUUUGGAGUAGURAACGUGRUUCUUAAGUUUCUGGGUAUAGCAGAAACUGUGUUUGAAGUAACAAAGAAAGAGACAUCUUCUUCCAAAGAUGAUGGAAAGACGGGACAUUUCACAUUCGAUGAAUCUCCGAUAUUUGUGAUGGGCACAACCAUUUUGUUGGUGCACGUUAUUGCGUUGCUUAUCAGUUUGAUAGGGGAGAAGGCGAGGAGUGGAGUGCUGGAGAUGAUAUGUAGUUUGUGGUUGGUUUUAUGCUUUUGGCCGUUUUUGAAGGGUAUGUUUUGUAAAGGAAGUUAUGGACUUCCAUUGUCCACUAUCUACAAGUCAGUUAUCAUGGCAUCUGUGUUCGUGCAUUUAUGCCACAGAACAACAAUGAAUUAACCAAGACUUUACGGUCUUGUUUCUUACA